Molecule: messenger RNA, 766 nt
Organism: Medioppia subpectinata
Lineage: Eukaryota; Metazoa; Arthropoda; Arachnida; Sarcoptiformes; Oppiidae
Source: the annotation of a GenBank genome assembly
CGAAGUGGUGAAGGCGUUGGCCAAAUGCCGGACCAACUUUGACCGCUGGACCGACUUCUUGGACGAACCGAAUGGCACCACAAAAGAGGAGAUGGACUUCACGACCACUGAGUUGAGGAAUGGUCUCCGAAGUAUUGAAUGGGAUUUAGAGGACUUGGAGGAGACGAUUGGUAUCGUUAAGAGUAACCAAAAGAAGUUCAAAUUAGAGGAGUCGGAGAUCAAUGAGAGGCGAAGAUUCAUUCAACAGACCAAAGACGAGGUGAAGUUCAUGCGGGAGAAGCUCUUCGACAACAAAAACAAAGACAACAACAAAAACAACUCGUCUUUGCGUCAAAGUCUGGGCCAACAGUCGUCCUCUUCCACGAAAUACACGCGUCUGGAGAACUCGUUCGGCGACCGACACGACGGACCCGAUUCGGUGGGCAUUACCGUCGAUGACGGCAGUCAUCUUCAAUAUCACCAGCAGAUGAUAUUGCAAUCGCAAGACGACUCACUCAACAAACUCCGCAAUAGUGUCGGCAAUUUGAAGUCAAUUAGUCGACAGAUCGGCACAGAAGUGGACGAACACGCCGUAAUGCUCGACGAGUUGGGACAUGAGGUCGAUAUGACUGACUCCAGAUUUGACACAACUCUUAAAAAAGUUGCUCGAGUUCUACAUCUCUCCAACGAUCGACGGCAAUGGGCGGCAAUCGGAUUAUUACUACUCGUUAUAAUUAUCAUAUUUUUAGUGGUAAUCAUUUAGUGGUUACCAUUGCUUAAGGAAAUC